AUGAGGGUUCAUACGGUCCCACACGAAGGCUCGUCUCCCACUGUCUGUCACCUUACUUUGGGCGCGUGCGUGUGGCAGGGCAUCGAGGCUGCCGCAAUGCGUCUUCAGACCCUCGCACCCGCCACGCCCAAGUCCCUCACCGAGCACACCGUGUCCGGCCUUUCGGUGUCAAAAUGGGAGAAAAAGGCCUGUUCACGCGCUGCGUCAGUUUGA
This is a messenger RNA of Mesocestoides corti, 213 nucleotides long. The record is from the annotation of a GenBank genome assembly. NCBI's taxonomy places the organism in Eukaryota, Metazoa, Platyhelminthes, Cestoda, Cyclophyllidea, Mesocestoididae.